AGUAAUGGGAUGGAUCUCGAAAACUGGAUGGGAUGUAUAAAAGAGGAGAUUAAAGAUAAGAAGUUGAGUGAGAUUGUUAUACCUGGGAGCCAUGACUCUGGGAGUUACUGUAUCAACCGCAAGUCAAAGAGAACAUACCUCUUACCGAACUUGUUUUGCCUGAACCCUGUUGUUGACAGAGUCGGAUCAGUUUGGUCCAGAACUCAAGACUAUUCCAUUGCUGACCAACUAAGACUAGGUGUCCGGUACAUAGACCUACGAGUGUUCCUGGACAGUAACACCAACACAAAGUAUCUGGUGCACGGGUUUGAGGCAGGAGAGCUACUGGUAGAGUUGGAGAGUGUUGCGGAGUUUGUUGAGAACCAUCCUGAGGAGAUUGUUAUCCUGGACAUGAACCAUAUUUACAAGUGUGCUGACUGUAACAUAUGCAGUAUGUUGGUUAAAGUUGAGGAAAUGUUUGGAGACAAGCUGUGUCCACCACCUCCACAAGAUGCUAGUGUACAAACGUACGGUGAAAUGAUACAAUCAGGUAAACGUGUUAUCAUAGCCCUGACGGAGGAGCCGGAAAUGUUCACUUCAACCUACAAGCACAGUGAGGUAAAGUGCCAGUUUGACUGGGUGUGGAGUAGCGAGAGUCACGUGGUGUCCCCGUGGGCUGAUACGACUGAUGUUUCUUAUCUUAAAGAUUUCUUGGAGAUAACGAUGUCACGAGAAAGAGCCCCAGACUCACUCCACGUGGCACAAACAAUCCUAACCCCUAAAACUGGGGACACUUUACACGGAAUAUACAAGUCUCCUCGCAACCUAAAACAGAUGGCUGACUUGUUAACUCCACAUCUACCAGCGUGGUUUGAGGAUUUCCAGAAAAGGCUUAAAUUGAACAUUGCAAUUGUUGACUUCCUGACUCCGUCCCUUAUUAAUCUGCUGGUAAACCUCAACUUAUCCUGAACUUAAUGUUAACGUGGUCAGAUGUUAACGUGGUCACUGGUCAGAUGUUAACGUGGUCACUGGUCAGAUGUUAACGUGGUUAAAUGUUAAGUGUUAUCGUUGUCAGAUGUUAACGUGGUCAGAUGUUAAUGUGGUCAGAUGUUAAAGUGGUUAAAUGUUAACGUGGUUAAAUGUUAACGUGGUUAAAUGUUAACGUGGUUAAAUGUUAACGUGGUUAAAUGUUAACGUGGUUAAAUGUUAACGUGGUUAAAUGUUAACGUGGUUAAAUGUUAACGUGGUUAAAUGUUAACGUGGUUAAAUGUUAACGUGGUUAAAUGUUAACGUGGUUAAAUGUUAACGUGGUUAAAUGUUAACGUGGUUAAAUGUUAACGUGGUUAAAUGUUAACGUGGUUAAAUGUUAAUGUGGUUAAAUGUUAACGUGGUUAAAUGUUAACGUGGUUAAAUGUUAACGUGGUUAUAUGUCAACGUGGUUAAAUGUUAACGUGGUUAAAUGUUAACGUGGUUGAAUGUUAACGUGUUCAGAUGGUAACGUGGUCAGAUGUUAACGUGGUUAAAUGUUAACGUGGUUAAAUGUUAACGUGGUCAGAUGUUAACGUGGUUAAAUGUUAACGUGGUCAGAUAUUAACAUAGUAUGAUGAUAACAUAGUAUGAUGUUAACAUUGUGUGAUGUUAUGAACAUCAACAGAAUUAAUUUAAUAAACAUGAACUUUAGGACGUUCACAUACUUAAUUGUACAGCCUAAUACAAUCUUUAUUUCUUAUUCCAUUGGUUUUAUACAUUUUUUAGAUUUCACCAAAGCUGAUAACGAUGUAUUUUAUAAUCUGUUGAGACAAAUAACAGAAAUUUAAGACAUUAUGUUAUACAGUUACAGCAGUAAUGUUAUUAAGUUGGGAACUUUGAUGUUUUCAUUUACAACUUAAAUUUUUGACCUUUCACAUAAAUAUAUAAUGAAAUUGUGAUAAAAUGUUUGAGUGGUUUGAUAUUUGUCUUUAGCAAUACUUUCUCGUUUUAAUGGUUUUAGUAUAUUAACAACAAAACCGAAUAGUGUGAGACAGUGACCAGUAUUAUUAUUCUAUUAAUAGAAACUUAUGUUCGUAUAUAUAAUAUAAUUACUACUUUUAAGUUAAGAUUGCGUUAUUUCAAACCGUUUUUACAGUUUUGCUUUACUUUGAACAUAUAAUAAUUCGAGCUUUUUAUUUUACUUUACCUUGUUUCCUUUCCUAUUCCCGCGGGUACCUGAUACAUUGUUUACAGACACAAGUUAUUUGUUGUAAUUGAAUUUCACCGUUCUUCGAAGUUUAUUA
Molecule: messenger RNA, 2252 nt
Organism: Bolinopsis microptera
Lineage: Eukaryota; Metazoa; Ctenophora; Tentaculata; Lobata; Bolinopsidae
Product: PI-PLC X domain-containing protein 2-like
Exons: 7
Coding region: 10-948 (312 amino acids)
Biological process (GO): lipid metabolic process
Molecular function (GO): phosphoric diester hydrolase activity
Source: RefSeq, a predicted model, not a curated record